UUAAUUAUAAAAUAUUAAGAACUCAAUAUAUCCUAACAAAUAUUAAUUUCAUAAAUACUAUUACGUGAGCGCAAUAAAUGUUCAUCAAGGAACUAAUCUUGUUCGUACGAAAAAAUUUCCAAGCGCGAAUAAACUCGAACAAAUGAAAAAACACGUUAUUUGACACGUUAUUUUUAUACAUCUGAAUGUAAUAACAUAAUGUAGUUGAGACGACGAGAGUUACAAAAUUGUUAGUGUAUCGAUGUAUGUCGGAUAACGUAUAAAAAAGAAAGAAAAAAGAAAAAAAAAAAUCCAAAUUCCAGUUAAAAUAAAUUAAAAUUGAAUUAAUCAUCGACGUAUUUAAAAGUAUUUAAUUGAAAAAAUGACCGUCGGCGUAGAAUUGCUUAAUACAUCAGAACCAUAUUUAAUACCAGGAUACACCGGUUUUUCUCCUCAAUAUCGUUAUCGUUGCGGAGAAACUUACGGAAGUCUUACUCAUAAACUUCUUCUCGAUCCUAAUGUGAAUCAUUCGGAAACGCUUGUCCUAUCAAAUCGUGCUACUGACGAUUAUCAAGUGAGCAGACCUCCCAAAAAUGACAUAGAUAUUGUAAAUGCACGAUACAAAAGGGUAGAUCCUAUUUAUACUCAUCCAACUAUUCCAGGCUAUGAAGGUUUCAUACCAAAUUUAAACGCAAAUUGCGGACAAAGAUACACCGUACUUGCGACCGAGGGUUUAGCAGAAUUUGAGAGACAACAGAUAAAAAAUAAAGAGGCCCUUAAUAAACUUGAAACAAUAAUUUCUUUGCAAAGUGGGCAAGGUGAACCGCGAAAUACGAAGGAUCGUUUGCUAAUCGAAAGUCAAUUCAAAUUGCCUAUGAUCACCGUUCGUCCCGAUUGCGUUGGAGUUAUGAGAAAUUUGCCAAUCGAUGAACAAUACGAAGUUCCAAGGGAUCAUGCUCCCUCCCCUUAUUUUAUGGAUAAUGCGAAUCCAAAGAAAUACUUUAUCAGCAGAUAUGCUGGACAUAUUCCAUAUGGAUAUGCACAAUUUGGGGCUACAAAUGUACCCGCUACUAAUAGCGCACUUUGUGAUUUUACAUCAAAUUAUCGACAUCGACAAAGCACCGAAUGGGCACCUGUAACAAUUUCAAAACCUGAUCCGCCUCUUCUUAUUCAAUCGACUGAAAUUUAUCAUAAACAUGUUGGUUUAUUACCUAAUUAUUAUGGUCACGUUCCAGGACAAAUAUUUAGGUUCGGUAAAACAUUCGGUGCUGAUACUAAAGACGCAAAGAGAUGGCUUCGUGGUGACUUUUCUAUAUAAAUUUCCAAUAAUACAGCUAAUCAAUAAAUGAUUUCUGAGGGUAAUAAACAACGCCUACAGUUA
Messenger RNA from Vespa crabro (European hornet), 1360 nucleotides. Its product is annotated as UPF0605 protein CG18335-like. NCBI's taxonomy places the organism in Eukaryota, Metazoa, Arthropoda, Insecta, Hymenoptera, Vespidae. The transcript has 7 exons. The record is from RefSeq and is a predicted model, not a curated record. Bases 362 to 1297 code for a protein of 311 amino acids.